AUGGAGAAAUAUUCGAAAUGGAGAGACCCCGGAACGGGCAUACAACCCUUCCUGCCUAUCAUUCCCCCUCGUUCGGUCUCACCGAUCUUCGUAGCCCUCCUGGGGCCUUUCUCCUUGGUACACGCGAUAGCUCGAACCAUCUUAUUGGGAGUGAUAGCUUUGCUCCAUGUUAUCCUGGUUGACGGGCUGUGUUUGAUUUUUACCCCCGUUCCACCAAUAUAUCGAUUAGUCUCAUCUGGAUUUACAGCUCUCACAUGUAGAUUGGCAUUGGGGAUCAUGGGUUAUUGGUGGAUUACUACCGAUAUCUAUUCGCCCAAAAGAGGUAAAAAUGGUGUAUCACAAAUAUCGAAAGUAUCACCUAAGAAAGGUGAUCUGAUAAUUACCAAUUGGACCAGCUACGUCGAUGUGUUGUAUCUCGCUUUCAGACACAAUCCGACAUUCCUCUUACCGAUCUUCUCCACUCCUUCCUCUUCUACAGCUCCCACAGCCAAAACAGGUCGACAUACCGGGACGGGCUCAGCCUCUAUUAACCUCUCGUCUUCUUCCGCUCAACCAAACUUGAUAGGCUAUGAACCUAUCCCCUUGCUUGCGCUAUUAGCUAGAACAGGUUCGUUACCACCCACCUACGAUCUAUCACCUAUCACGAAGUAUUACAAGACCCUCAGAGAAGCGAGAAGGAAAGAAGGUAGACCUGUCGUGGUGUUUCCUGAGGCCACAACUUCCAAUGGAAGAGCGAUACUCAAACUCGCAGAAGGUGUUUUGGAUGGAAGUGAUUUUAGUGAUGGUGAGGAUGGGCAAGUGUGGAUCAAGUAUUUCAGACACUCCCCUCCUACCGCUUUUGCUUCCUCUGCAACCUGUCCUAUACCCACGCCCCUCAACCAUCUCGUAUUCUCUCUCUUAUACACUCCAACACCCAUUCCAUCAAGAUCUUUACACGUUCGCACACUUCAUCCUUCAGCCUCGCCAUCAUCACCUUCGUUCUUGCCUUCCGAGAUACUCAACAAUGCCCCUGGAGGUUUAGACAGUGCAGCGAAAGAUCCAAAAGCAGUAUGGAGAGAGGCUAUAGGUGUUGUGUUGACUGAGACUGGUAGGAUAAGGAGAACGAGGGGUAUGGGUUGGGUGGAGAAGGCGGGUUUCUUAGAUUAUUGGGGCAAUAAGAGGAGAUGA
Molecule: messenger RNA, 1167 nt
Organism: Kwoniella botswanensis
Lineage: Eukaryota; Fungi; Basidiomycota; Tremellomycetes; Tremellales; Cryptococcaceae
Exons: 7
Coding region: 1-1167 (388 amino acids)
Source: RefSeq, a predicted model, not a curated record